Messenger RNA from Chara braunii, 2219 nucleotides. The record is from the annotation of a GenBank genome assembly. NCBI's taxonomy places the organism in Eukaryota, Viridiplantae, Streptophyta, Charophyceae, Charales, Characeae.
UGUUAUGGCUGAUUUUCAUUGAUUUACGGGCCCUAUGCUGAGCAAUAUUUCCAACAGUCCGUGUCUGGGAAAGCCGAAACACCUUUUUCUGGACGUCAAGAAGAAUAACUUGGCUGCGCACGCGUUUCUCUGUUGCUGAGAAUCCACGUCCCUUCCACCUCCUCCUUGGCCCACAUGCAUAAAACUGAUCGCUACUUGUCUGACACUUAAUCUGCGAGGAAAUUUCUGCUUUACUGUCUUGCUUGUUUAAGCCUAGCUAUUUUUGUUGCACUGUUUUUGUUGCCACCCCUCCACCCUUCUUGGAUGACAAGCUUACUUUACUCUAAGCUCCAGCCUUUGCGCACUUGAUCACUAACUUUCCGUCCGCGAUCAAUGAGGACCUCUGAAUCUGUGCUUUCUUCCCUACUUCUGCAUUGCAGAAUUGCAUGGGCAAGAAGGCUUGCUUAUCGACAGCAACCUUUUUCUUUCAACGUACACACGAACGAAAAUUUCUGAGGCCACUAUAGAGCUUCUUCGUUCAGGUGAUCGGGUCUUCCGAUGAAACAGUUGACGGAUUCGUCGCGAGGCAGUAGGUAUCGCAGCAAGUUGCAGACAGAGGAAGGUGUUUCGGAGACGUAGUGGCCGAGAACCAGUAGCAGGUUAGACCAUCUUGAGUGUGUACACCUGCUCUAUCGCCAGAGUCGCCUGGCUCAGGGCGCCGCAGCGACUCGUCGCCAAACUCACCCGACUCCCGUUUGUAACUUGGAACACUCCCUCCCUUCUCUGUCUUCUCCUUUCUCAUCCUGUCCUCUCCAGAACGGUCCUGGCAUCUGCUGUUUUUCAUCUUCUCCUGUGCUGGUUGCAUCACGCUUCGCCUCUCAUCUCCUGCGCUGUUCUGCUGUGGACUCGUCUGCCCUCGCGUCGUUUGCCACGGGAGACGGAAAGGAAUCCUAAUCGUCCCGUCCUAAUCUCGGCCUGGAGUAUCGCUCUUCUUGGCUUCUCCCCGAUGCCUCUGCAUUGGAGUGUCGACCUUUUUGUCCCCAUACCAGACGAAAUGUUGGACUGGCUGGUGUGGACAAUUUUUGCUUUAUUUGUGUUUUUUGUGAAUUAGGAGAACAAUUUAUUUUCUUUUUUGUUUAAUUUCUUUUUAAUGUUGUUAAUGAUUUUCAUUUGCUUUUUUGGACGUUUCACCUAAACCACCACUACCUCUGAAGGCCUACAAUUUUCUGGCCCGGAGACUGGGGAAGUGGAAAAAAAGGGUUGGGAGAUUGUGGUGUGGAGCAAAAAUCAAAAUGGAGGGCCCAUGAAAAUGGAAGCCAUCUUUGGGGCUUCUUGGGCCUCCACCGUUCUGAGAAAUUGACCUGUCAAUCGCCUGAGACCGGUUCGGUUCCCGGGCAGACAAAGUUCUUUAUGUUUUGGCAGGUCUGGACUGGAUAUAAUAACGGUGGCCAUCCCACAGAGUUGACGUCAGGAGGUGGUAUCUGCAACUCGCGCCCUCCUUCAGGUGCAGGCAUUCUGGUUUCCUCCUCGGGAGUCCCAUGGGGGACCAUGCUUGCGAGAUCCGUGAAGAUCGUUCACGCUGGUGCAAGAUCGCUGUGUUGUCGGUCGGUUCAAAUUUCGAACAGAAGCUGGAUCCGCGGGUCCUGCGGAGCGUAUCGGAAGUUGCGGUGCCGGCCUGCGGUGCUGCAAAAUACUCGGGUGGGAAAUUUUCCUUGAUGAAUGGGAGGGAUAUCCCACGUCCAUGUCCAUGGGGGACCAUAUGCUCGCGAGAUCCAUGAAGAUCGUUCAGGCUGGCGCAAGCAAGCUGUGUUGUCGGUCGGUUCAAACUUCGAACAGAAGCUGGAUCGGCGGUUCCUGCGGAGCGUAUCGGAAGUUGCGGUGCCGGCCUGCGGUGCUGCAAAAUACUUGGGUGGGAAAUUUUCCUUGAUGUAUGUGAGGGAUAUCCCACGUCCAUGGCCAGGAGUUGCUGCAGAUGUCAAGCUGUGUAAGUUAAGAUGUCUCUGAUAAGGAUGAGGAAGGCAGAAAGUUUUCUUGCAGAAAUGUGAAUGAGCUGAGCUGCAUGAUCACAAUUGAACGAUGUACAUGAUUAUGGGGUGAAGGGGGUGACAACAGAGUUUGAUCUAUAUGUGUCAUGGGAGCUGAGCUUCGGCGAUUUCAUUCCAGGUAAGUUGGCAUCAUGUGUGAGACCGAAGAGUCUUUUUUUGUUUUGUUUUUGAGGGUACUAUAUGCCCAAAGCAAAG